AUGCAAUUGGACACGGCCAGGGAAGAAGAAGAAGAGCCACAAGAAGAAGAAGAAGAAGAAGAAGAAGAGCCAGCUGCGGUGCUGCCAGAAUUGCAGAGAGUCUCUUUUCUGGAACUCUGCCAGAGACAUAGGGGAGAAAACAGUGUUUCCCAUGUUAGCCUUGUUGAGGAGGAUCGGGACCCGGCUGGAUUCUUGGGCUCUGACAUUACGAUUGAUGCUGCACGUGAAGCUAUGCGAAGCAUUUGGCAGAAUGACGAAGAAAAUGGGAACGAUACUGGGAGUCUUGCUCAAUCGGAGACGUCGGUGACUGAUGUGAUGUUUUCUGACAGCAUAAAGUGCAUUUUGGGGUUACAGUUGAGUAGUCGAAUUAUACCGCAUGGUCUUCGAAGACCAUGA
Molecule: messenger RNA, 396 nt
Organism: Fraxinus pennsylvanica
Lineage: Eukaryota; Viridiplantae; Streptophyta; Magnoliopsida; Lamiales; Oleaceae
Source: the annotation of a GenBank genome assembly